This is a messenger RNA of Bombina bombina (fire-bellied toad), 5515 nucleotides long. It is a transcript of the gene ABCA5, whose product is annotated as ATP binding cassette subfamily A member 5. Gene Ontology annotation, cellular component: intracellular membrane-bounded organelle; membrane. The record is from RefSeq and is a predicted model, not a curated record. The transcript is spliced from 39 exons. Lineage: Eukaryota; Metazoa; Chordata; Amphibia; Anura; Bombinatoridae. The coding region runs from base 158 to 5074 and encodes 1638 amino acids. Gene Ontology annotation, molecular function: lipid carrier activity; ABC-type transporter activity; ATP hydrolysis activity. Gene Ontology annotation, biological process: lipid transport; transmembrane transport.
UGUAGCAGUGUCAGUGCCGUGUGUGCAUGGCAAUUCAUCGGAUAAGAACCGAGUCGGCCUAGAAGGUUACUACGGCAACGGAGCCCUAGCAACCGUUUCGGGCCUAGAGCUGCAGCAUCCUUAGAACUGAGUGGUAUCCCUGCAAGGUCUCUGUAAAAUGGCUACGGAUAUUAAAGACGUUAGCGUUUGGAAACAAACAAAAACACUUCUGUACAAAAAUUAUCUUGUGAAGUGCAGGACAAAAAAUGUCAGCUUGCAGGAAAUUCUUUACCCAUUUCUUUGGUGGCUUGUUGCACUUGUGUGGGUCAGCGUGAUGAAGCAAAGUAAAUCCCAUGAGGAAAUGGAAGCCAAGGUGAUGGGUCCUCUUAGCAAACCAGUCAGGUCGUCCCUUAAAGUUGGAUACACACCAAUAACUAAUGCUACUGAGUUCAUCAUGGAUCAAGUGUUAUCCUCGAAGUGUUUUACUAGAGAUUUUACUUUCAUACAGUUUGAGGAUGAAGAGAAACUAAAAUCUGAAACAUAUACAUUCAACAGUGCUUAUAUUAUAUUUAAAGAUUCCAUGUCUUACGAACUUACCUUUUAUUCUGACUCUAAACCGAUAUCGACGUCGUAUACAAGCUCUAGAGAAGAUUGUGAUCAAGGGGAUUGUGAUUCCACAUCAUAUUACUACACAGCAUUCACAGCAUUGCAAGCCUGUCUUGAUGCCGCCAUAAUCAAGCUGAAAACAAAUUAUUCUGUUUGGGAUGAGCUGAAGGAGACUCCAGUGGUAAUGAUGAAGGAACAAGCCGCGGUGGAAGUAUACACUUUUCAGUAUGCUCUCAUGGCAGUAUUCCUGGUAAUGGCCUUUUCACCAUUUGGGUACUCUGUAGCAGUUCAUGUUGUGGCUGAAAAGGAAAAGAGGUUGAAAGAGUUUAUGAAGACAUUGGGGUUGCACGACACAGCUUUCUGGUUGUCUUGGGUUGUCCUGUAUACAGCCCUCAUGUUAAUCAUAUCUCUGCUGAUGGCCAUUAUAACAACUUCUAUCUAUCCGUUCAAUAACAGCAACUGUUAUCUGAUCUUCAUGCUCUAUACUAUGUAUGGCAUAUCUCUGAUUUUAUUUGCUUUGAUGCUGACUCCUCUGUUCAAAAAAUCAAAGCAAGCUGGAGCAGUUGAAUUCUUGAUCACACUAAUAUUUGGAUCUUUGGGCCUCUUCAUCUUGAUCAAGGGAGAUUUUCCUAAAUCUUUUGUAUGGUUUCUCAGCCCAUUUUGUCACUGCACAUUCAUGAUUGGCAUAGCCCAGGUGAUGCAACUAGAGGACUUUGGAGGAGGUGCUCAUUUUUCAAAUCUAAAGGAUGGUCCAUAUCCCCUCAUAAUUACCUUUAUUUUCCUUGUUGUGGACAGUGUAAUGUACCUACUUUUGGCUACAUAUCUUGACCAGGUUCUGCCAGGAGAAUAUGGACUUAGACGGCCACCUCUGUUCUUUCUUAAACCAUCAUACUGGUCAAAGAAGAGUAGAAACUACCAAGAAUUAAGUGAGGUUCAUGUCACUGGGUCGAGCCAAAGUGCUGUGGUGGAAGCCAUGCCAUCCGAGUUUCAUGGAAAAGAAGCUAUAAGGAUUAACUGUCUUCAUAAAUCAUUUAAGAAGAAAAACAAGCAGAUUGAAGCCCUUCAAGGGUUUUCAUGUGACAUGUAUGAAGGUCAGAUAACAGCUCUGCUUGGACACAGUAGCACUGGGAAGACAACUCUUUUAAAUAUAUUAUCUGGACUGUGCCCACCCAGUAAUGGUAUUGCUACUAUAUAUGGCCACAGAGUUACAGACAUGGACGAAAUUCAAGAGCUGAGAAAGGUUAUGGGAACUUGUCAACAAACAGAUAUAAAUUUUGAUGUUCUCACAGUGGAAGAAAAUCUCUCAAUAUUUGCCUCACUAAGGGGCAUAGAUAAUAAAACCAAAGAGCAAGAGAUAAAUAAAAUUCUAUAUGAUUUGGAUAUGCACGCAGUGAAGCACAACCAAGUCAGUAAACUGAGUGUUGGCCAAAAGAGGAAGCUAUCAGUGGCUAUUGCUAUACUUGGGGACCCCAAGGUUUUACUUUUGGAUGAACCUACUGCAGGUAUGGACUCUUGCUCCCGUUAUACAGUUUGGAACCUUCUGAGGAACAGGAAGAGCAAUCAUGUCAUUGUUUUCAGCACACACAUUAUGGAAGAAGCUGAUAUACUAGCUGAUCGAAAAGCAGUUAUUUCACAAGGAACUCUCAAAUGCGUUGGUUCAUCAUUGUUUCUGAAGAGCAAAUUGGGUGUGGGCUACUGUCUAAGCAUGGAUAUCGAGACCUUGUGUGAUGUCAGCCGUUUGACUGAGCUAAUUAGAACUCACAUACCAGGGGUAUGUUUAACACAGCAGCGAGAAACAUCUGUUCUCUAUUCGUUGCCACUUCGAGACAUGGAUAAGUUUCCAGGACUGUUCUCUGCUCUUGAAAGCAAUACCGACCUUGGUGUGAUAACAUAUGGGGUUUCCAUGACCACUUUAGCAGAUGUAUUUUUCAAGUUGGAAGUUGAGGCUGAAAUUGAUCAGACAGAUCAAGGUAUACUUAGUCAACAAAAGGUGGAUGAUGAGACAAAAUGGAAGUCCAUGGAGGAGAUUGAGCAGAGCUUGCUGCAGUUGCCAGAGACGGAUGCUUGCACAGUGAGCGGCAAGUCACUAUGGAAGCAGCAAGCAUUCACAAUAGCCAAGCUUCAUUUUAGAAAUCUGUUUAGAGAAGCAAAGUCUGUACGACACGUGUCAUUUUUCUUCUUCUUAUUCUUAAUAAUUGAGGUUGCUGUGUUUUUCAUAGUCCGAUACAACAGAAAAAUAGUAUCCCUCAUUAGACUGUCUCCAGAUGUGUACUUUUUGCAUCCGGGACAGACAAGCUAUAAAUAUCUGACAAGCCUCCUGGUACAGAACUCCACAGGUACAAAUAUUGAUGACUUACUUAGCGCCUUCAACAGCCAGAGAAUAAAAGUGGAAUUGAUCAAUGGAAGCAACUAUGCAUCUGUGUCGCCGCACAACGCAGCUCUGAAUGUACAAGGCAUAGGAAAGAAUUAUACAUUUGAAAUUAAUUUCAAUAGAACCAUGGUGUAUAUCCUACCUGUCCUCAUCAACACCAUCAGUAACACUCUGCUGAGGCUAUAUAAUGUGACCGACAGCAUCAACAUAUGGAGCAACCCCUUCAUACAGGACACUAAUGACACAUCUUUUAGAAUCUAUAUGUUUGUUCUGGUUACGUACCUCGGAAUGACAUCUUCAGGCAUGCUCCCGUAUAUUGCCAUGCAAAAUGCAUUCAACCACAAGGUGAAAGCUUACACUCAGCUGAAGAUGGCCGGUCUAUACCCAUCAGCAUACUGGAUUGGACAAGCAGUAGUGGAUAUGCCUUUCUUUUUCCUGAUCCUAAUUGUAAUGAGUGGGAGCUUGUUGUUUUUUGACAGUGGGAUUUCUGUUAGUGCUGUAACAUGCGUAUGCGUGAUGUUCUGUCUCAUUGGCUACGUCCCUGCUGUCAUACUCCUGAGCUACGUGGCAUCUUUUACCUACAAAAAAAUUACCAACACACGGCAGUGCUGGUUGCUCAUCUUUGCAAUAGCAGCAUUGAUAUCAAUUACUGUCACUGAGGUAGCAUCCAUCAUAGGGAAUAAUCUAAUAGCAACAGUACUUCAUCACCUAUUUUGUAUAUUGGUGCCAUUGUACCCACUAGUAGGCUGCAUAAAUUGCUUCAUACAGAUGCCGUGGAAAGCUUCUCAUGUCGAUGGAAACAAUUCUGAUCUUCUGGGAAAGCUGCUGGUGUCCGUUGUAUCACCAUACAUUCACUGUGUGAUUCUACUAUUUAUCUUGCGUUUCUUGGAGAUAAAGAAUGGUGGGAAAUCACUAAGAAAGGACGUGAUAUUCAGUGAUCGCAUGAAAAAGAAUAAGGUCUGGAAAUUCACAGAGGCUCCAGAUUUUGAAGAUGAGGAUGUGCGAGCAGAGAGAGCCAGAGUGGGAGAAUAUAUGGCACCAGAGUACAAUGAGAAACCAGCAAUACUGGUCAGCGGCUUGCACAAAGAAUUUGAUGAAAAGAAUAAAAAAAUUCUUGGGAAGACCAUGAGGAAGCUGGUUGCAAAUAACAUAUCCUUUUGUGUGAAAAAAGGAGAAGUAUUAGGCCUUGUGGGACCCAACGGGGCCGGAAAAACUGCCUUACUAAAUAUUAUGGUGGGACAAACAGAGCCAAAUGCAGGCCAGAUACAGAUAUAUAAUUCACCAGCCAGCCAGUUGGGGUGCAGACCAAUCAAGUUCAUAGGAUAUUCUCCUCAGAUAAACCAUCUGUGGCCUGAGAUUAAGGUGCAGGAGCAUCUUGAGAUCUAUGGUGCCAUUAAGGGCAUGAAAAGUAGUGAUCUGAAAGAAAUCACAAGAAGAAUAGUAAACACACUUGACCUGAAGGAACAUCUUCAGAAACCAGCAAAGAAGCUCUCGGCUGGAACCGUUAAGAAGCUAAGUUUUGCACUAACUAUGCUGGGCAAUCCUGAUAUUGUACUGCUAGAUGAACCAUCCACUGGUAUGGACACCUUUGGCAAACAGCACUUAUGGAGGGUGAUUCGUUCUACCUUCAAAGGCAAAGAGCAAGCAGCUGUCAUAACAACACAUUAUAUGGAUGAGGCUGAAGCCAUCUGUGACCGGGUAGCCAUCAUUGUCUCUGGACAGCUCAGGUAUAUUGGCUCAGUACAGCACUUAAAGAGCAAGUUUGGCCGCCACUUCUCGUUGGACAUGAAACUUGAAACAGAAGCUGGGAUUCAGAAACUUGAACUUCUUCACAAGGAAGUCCUCGAACUCUUCCCCAAUGCAACCCGCCUGGAGAGCUUUGCAUCAUUGUUGUCUUAUAAAGUUCCUAAAGAAGAUGUACGCUCUCUCUCUGAAUCAUUCUCAAAACUUGAACAAGUAAAACGUGCUUUUAACAUUGAGGACUAUAGUUUCUCUCAGUCUACACUGGAACAGGUAUUUCUUGAACUUGCUAAAGAGCAGGAAGAGGAAGACAAUAUUACUACAAUGAAUAGCACCCUUUGGUGGGAGAGAAGACUAGAAGACACAGUUGUCUUCUAAACACUGGUAUUUCCAGCAACAUUAGUGUGAUAACUAGUCUAUAUAAUGCUAUGAUCAGCUCCCUACCACAGGAACAAGCAUCGUGAUCUACAAGGAAUGUUACUCUGCCUGUCAAGAGAGACUGCACAGGAAGAAAUUAAGGAGAGGAAAACACUCUCUGACAACUUCCUUCGUACUUCUGCUUCUGUAAAUACAAUUAUUUAAGUUAUUUUAUAGGCAGACCCUUGAAAAAACUUGCUAACAGGCAACAGGUUCAGAAGAUAUUAAUAUUUAAGUUAAUGGAAAUAAUGUGUACAGAAUAUGCACUAUUUCACAAAAUACAAAAGGGAAUGUUUGUUUCAUCCGUAUCAUCAUUAUUGAAUGUUCUUUACCAUUAGUUACAUUUUAUGUUCUAUUACUUAGACAUCAUACUCCAUUAAAAUAUUAUAAAGUUAAUUAAAA